Messenger RNA from Etheostoma spectabile (orangethroat darter), 3327 nucleotides. Its product is annotated as monocarboxylate transporter 12-B. The record is from RefSeq and is a predicted model, not a curated record. Bases 298 to 2061 code for a protein of 587 amino acids. The transcript has 9 exons. Gene Ontology annotation, molecular function: transmembrane transporter activity. NCBI's taxonomy places the organism in Eukaryota, Metazoa, Chordata, Actinopteri, Perciformes, Percidae. Gene Ontology annotation, biological process: creatine transmembrane transport.
AUCAGGGGAACUAUUUGCUAUUGAGACACAUUGGCUUAGUGUGUGGUAAGAUCCCCUCCUCCUCCCCUCAUAUACUCAGUUUGCGGGCUUAGUUGUGUUGCAGAGCACCUUCAGGGUGCACGAGAGGCAGCAGCAGAGAACCAUGUUCUUUGUCCUUGUUCGUUUUUAUUUAUUUUUAUUUCCAUCGCCUGUUUGCCGUACUAAGAGUUGAGGCGUGAAGCGGUGAAACAGGAGGAGCACAGACCGAACGGAAGCGAAUGACACUGAUGUCAGUCUGCCUUGUGAUUGGCUGGAGCGAUGGCAGGUACCAAGGUGGAGAAGCUCGAAGGAGGCAGAAGGCUACUGGGAGUCACGGCCCCGCUGGAAGGUGGCUGGGGCUGGAUGAUCGUCGCUGGCUGUUUCCUCGCCACCAUCUGCAUCCGGGCAGUGACCAGAUGUGUUUCCAUGUUCUUUGUGGAGUUCCAGCUGCACUUUGAGAAGGAUUAUUCGACCACCGCCUGGAUCAAUAGUCUGAUCGACGCCACCACCAUGCUCUGUGCUCCUCUGGGUGGUUUCCUUGGAAACCGACUCUCCUGCAGAGCUACAGUGAUUCUGGGAGGUCUGCUGUCCACUUCUGGUCUGAUCCUCAGCUCCUUCGCUUCAAGUCUGGAAUAUUUAUACAUCUCGCUGGGCAUCCUCCCAGGUCUUGGCUUUGCUCUUAGCUACACACCAGCUAUAGCGAUGGUUGGGAGGUACUUCAGUGAGAGGAAAGCUCUGGCCUAUGGCAUCGCCAUGUCUGGGAGUGGUAUCGGGACCUUCAUCUUGGCUCCUGCAGUCCAACUGCUUAUAGAGCAUUACUCCUGGAGAGGAGCUCUGCUCAUCCUAGGAGGAUUUGUUUCCAACCUGUGUGUCUGUGGUGCUCUAAUGAGGGAACCGAGAAGAAGUGAAGGGAUAUGGGAGAACAAAAUGGCAAACCUGGAGAAAGACUGUAUCGCAACAGCACUGAAUUCCAAAGACACUGAACAAGUGCCUGCUGACUGCAGCCAAGUGGAGGCAAAGAAGCUGGAAAUACACAACUUAAUGGAUACUCAAAGGCUACUCAUAGCCAAUGGAGCGCUCAAAAACUUUGACCUUCAAAACAACAAACUAGUUUCGGGGAACAUAGCGCUGCUAUCAAGUUCAAGCCCGUGUGAUCGGAAGAUAGCGGAUUGCAUUUUAUUUCACAACAAGCUAACAGAGACAAUGCCUGGGGAGCUCAAAUGCUCAGAUCCUAAACUAGCAAAUGCUAGCACAAUUGAGGGCUUGAAAUUGGUGGAAAGCAUGAAAUUGAACAAGGCAGCUGACAUGGAUGCUAAGAUAGCAGAGCCAUUAGUGAGCACAAACAGUUCAUUCAGAGAUCACUGUUUUAGUCUUGAGUCCAGGGAAGAGUUUGGAUUUCUUGUGAAACCCGACUUCCUGGUUCUGUCUGUGUCCUUACUGUUUCUGGCAUAUGGCUGCAGCGCUCCAGUAGUUUACCUGGUUCCUUAUGCCCUCAGCAUGGGGUUGGAGCCCCAGCAGGCUGCUUUCCUCAUGUCCAUAUUUGGAGUCAGUGGCAUUGUGGGUAACAUCACCUUUGGAUGGAUCACGGACAGGAAGUGUCUGAAGAGGUAUCGCAUGCUGAGCUACAUGAUAGCGAUAGGCAUGGAUGGCCUUUGCUGCAUGUUCAUCCACCUUCUUUGGUCCUUCCCCCUCCUUGUCCCAUAUUCUGUACUCUAUGGGUACUUUGACGGGGCGUACGUGGCGCUUAUCCCAGUGGUGACUUCUGAUGUUGCAGGCUCCACCUACUUGACCUCCGCUCUGGGUGUUGUCUUUUUCCUGCAUGGCAUCCCCUACCUGAUUAGCCCACCCAUAGGAGGUUGGUUAGUAGACAGGACGGGAAAUUACAAGGCAACCUUCUUUCUCAGCGGGACUUGCUUCAUGUUCAGCUCUGUGGUUCUAGGAGCUGCCAUGCUCGUCAGACGCUGCCAGACGUCCAAGUCUAACUCAGCUGCACAUUCAAAUCCCAAUCCCACUGCUGCUGCAGCUCAGCAGGGCAUCAUAUGACAAUACAAUCAAGAUGCUGCUCCUCCAACUGCACGGACGUGCACCUUACCACUGCUGGUUUGUUCAGGUGCUAUUUUGAUAUGCAUUAUUAUUCAUUCAUUAAUAUUAUUAUCAAUGACAUCAUAUAUAUAAUUUUUCAUGAUGAGGCAUUAGGAGUUUUCAGUUUGUUGUUUGAUGUGGAUCUUUUGUUUUGUAAAACUAAAGGGCAUUCGUACCUCACCGACGCCAAAACUUGAAAGCACUUUGCUAUUAACAUUCACCGUCUUUGAUGAAGUUUCCAGUUAUAUUGAGAUCUACACUCUGAUUUCAUACAGAUUCUAAACCGUAAAGUAUUCAAAAAAUAGGGGUUAUGUUAGCGAUGACCCCAAUGUGUCAUCCAACCAUGAUUUCAGAUUACCCCAAAAAACAAAUUGUUUAAUGGUUUUACUCCACAAUUCAGUACUACAGUUUACAUUCUUUUCAUAUGUUUUCAACAAGUAUUUUUAAUUUGCAACUGGAAGAAAAUCACUGGUUUUGCUUUACCUGAAAUGUAAUGAUGAUGGCUAGAUAUGCUCAGUUCACUAUAAACUUAUAAAGAAUCAUGAACUACCAGUAGUAGAUAUUUCUUACUAAGUAUGCUUGAUUGUAUUAAUGUGAAAACAAAUAAUAAUUUGAAUACCUCAGAUUACAUAAACUUUAUUUGUAAGAAUAUAAAACUGUAUUUUAGCCUGCACUGGAGCUGGUCUCUAAAGGAAUCAAUAUUUGGAAAAAGUCAUAUUCAUACUGUGAUUAGUGAUAUAUUUGUUGAAAGACAAUAGAAGAAAUCUUGUUUGAAAAAAAUGUAGGUUACUUUAUCAACAAUUUUCCCAAGAAACUGAAAAUCUUACACAUUCUUUAGACUUGAAUUUUGUUAAUGUGUUGUGUUGUGUUUUGUGUCAAUAUUCACCUUGCCUUUUAAUAUGCUGUAUAUCUCUAUAUAUUAAUGUUAUUAUUUACGGCAACAAAUAUCAAAACAUGUGAGACAUUUCAAGCCAAGACAAUGUGCUGAGUUCUGGGCCUGAGACUGCACAAGAAAACCGUCCUUACAGUAUCAUGUAACAUCUAUUUUGUCCAAUAUUCAGACCUACCAACCCUUACUCCACAAAUGGUAACAGGGGGUUAAGGUAAGCUUAAUCAAUUUGUAUUUUUCUAAAACUGGUGCUCAUAUUUAGCCAUUUGUGGUAAACUUGUAAGACUAGUGUGUGGUUUACAAUGACCAAUAACCUCUUUGACUAUGAGUACCCAUAU